AGCACAGAAGCAGCAAUGGCGUUGGCAAAUGGCAAUGGGUGCUCCAAUGGGCCGCCCGUCAUGUUUCAGCCCAAUGCGAUUACUCGAUUCGCGUGGUCCGGCCCGAUAAUAGUCCGACGAUAUGCUGGCGUCGGGGGAACCCUCAGUCGUUUCAGUUUCCCUUCUUCGAAUCGAGCCACCAUGGCGGCGGAGGGCAGCUCGUCGACGGGAACACUCAAGGUUGACGAGGAAGAGUUCUUUGGCGCCGAAUCCGGCUGGGUUGAGGCUCGAACUUCCUGCGACCACCUGCCAUCGUUGUGCUCCGACCUGUCCCAAAUUCCUCUUCCCGAUUCCCCCUGCACUAGGUGUCGUCACCCUGCCGAAAACUGGCUAUGUUUGAGCUGCAAAGAUGUUUUCUGCAGUCGUUUUAUCAACAAGCACAUGGUGAACCAUCACCAAGAAACUGGGCACUGCCUUGCUUUGAGUUUCAGCGAUUUAUCAGUUUGGUGCUUCAACUGUGAUGCAUAUCUGGAUGUUCAGAUGAUCAGGCAACUACGACCUGUUUAUGAAGUUGCCCAUCUGCUAAAAUUCGGCGAGCGGCCUUCUUUGCGGACCUUGGAGAUGUAGUCAUAGUCAUAGAAAGAUGGUUCUCACUUAAGCACUUUAACUUCUGCUAGUGGCUAAAAUUUUCAACUUUUAAGCAAAGCUCUCUUAUCUAUUGUUGCUUCCUUCUUUAGAGGAACUACAUGAUGCUAAACUUUGAAUUUUGCUUUAGGAAAUAAGUGGGAUUGUGCUGAUAUUUUUCUGCAGAGAAUUGAUACAUUAGUUUUUCCAGCAAAACAAAUGCGGUUAUAAUCUGUUUAUGUUAGAAUGUGAAUGGAAAAAAACAGAGGUCUCCUGUGAAUGGAAAAAAACAGAGGUGGAGACGAAGGAGACUCCAUUGUAAAUGAGUUUUUAGUCUCACGUUGGGAGUCUUAUGACUCUAUUAUUGGUUUAUAUUGUACCACAUGUAUUGUAAUUGUGAAUAUAUGUACGAGGAGAGAUUGUAAAUUGAGAAUCCGGAUUUGCACUGAACCAAAUUAA
Zingiber officinale is the source of this 1062-nucleotide messenger RNA. RefSeq names its product histone deacetylase 6-like. The record is from RefSeq and is a predicted model, not a curated record. The transcript has 4 exons. Lineage: Eukaryota; Viridiplantae; Streptophyta; Magnoliopsida; Zingiberales; Zingiberaceae. The coding region runs from base 16 to 606 and encodes 196 amino acids. Gene Ontology annotation, molecular function: zinc ion binding.